Messenger RNA from Porites evermanni, 13205 nucleotides. Lineage: Eukaryota; Metazoa; Cnidaria; Anthozoa; Scleractinia; Poritidae. The record is from the annotation of a GenBank genome assembly.
AUGUCUGACCUUGGUAAGAACAAAUAAGCCAAAGAUGAGCCUCACUUUUUUGAUCAUUUAUGGUCUUGAUUGAAGUUAGUAAAGAUUAAUUACACCAGUGUAGAAGGUAAUUGGUUACUGUUGAUUACUUAAAGGAAGUUGAUUUCUCCGCAUGUGGUGUUUGAUUAAUAAAAUUUGUUAAGGUAUUCAUCUGCUAUAAACCAUAAUGCAUUUGAAAAAUGGAUUUCUAAAAUAAUAAAGAAUUUUGCAAAAUAAAAAUUACACAGGUCUAUCAAGCAAGAGCUGAGCGUUCAGAAAAUAGUUAAUAUCCAAGGUGUCAAUUUUCACACCUAAAUAACUAAUGUGUUAUUUCCAAGUUUAUAUCACAGGCUUAAAAAUUCAAGUGUUACAUAUUUCUGGCUUUCCCUUGAUAGCUAGGAAUAAAAAAAAUUGGAACUGACUGCAUUUACCUUUGAAUUCACGGCAGGUUAAGCCAAUAAUUUUGUCAUGAGAUAUAGAGACGUGGAAUUUUUUGUAAUGGGCCCUGUAACUUCUGGCCACAGCCAAAAAUUCCAAAAUAUUCCCUUUUUGCCGGGAAUUAAAAACCUCUCUUUUCACAUUAUGUAAAUAAACCUGGCAAGUUUCAGCGCAGUAUUAUAAAUCUGACAUCUUUUUACAUCAAUUUGUUUUCAGUGCGGUCCAAAGCAGCUGCAAAAUUGCCCUUAUUUUUCCUUAAUUUUUGUUGCGAUCAGCUGUUUUCUUCAUCGCCAUUUUGAAUUCUUACAAGUAAACCCCUGUUCUUAAUGUUUGUUGUGACACUGACCCGAUUGUAGCACGAAACGUGGUGAGGAAAUGUGAAAAUUUUCGUUUGAACUCUAUUCGUGAUGUGCUUUCAAUAUGGUAUCAUAACAAUGUGUUAGCCUUAGCAACCUGCAAAUUUGCAUAAUGCAUGUAGGUCAUUUAACUGUGGCCUUAUCUGUCAUCGACCUCACAAGGAUCAUAUAUCCAGUGUGUGUUUCUAGAAGGCUUUUUCAGCCAUAGAAAUGUUAAAGAGAGAGCAAAACAAUUGCACUUUAUUUAGGAAAGCAGGUUGUAGGCGAAUUUUGCUAUAAUUUGCCCUAGCUAGGUUACUUGAAACUUAUAACGCGUUAUUGCGCGUUGGGUUGUUAGAAUUGCAACAUUUCUGAACAACGAAAAGUAUUGUGUUUGAUUUUAGCCCUGUGAUUAUUAAUAUUUCCAAAAUGGCACUCUUAGAUACCAACUUUGGCCUUUGUUUCCUUGGCUUCCAUUUAAGGAUAAUGCCUCAUUUUUGGAAUUAAUUUUGAGUUCAGGUCACUUAAGAGUACAUUUCAAAUAUUAAGCGAUUUUAUAAGCAUGAUCAUUUUUUGACUUUAUAGCAGUUCUAGUACCUUUACACACUGCAUGUAGAGAAAUCAAUUUCCUGUUUUUUUGGUAUUUGCUGUAUGUUGGGGUAGGAGUUUGUUUCAUUUAGUUUUAUUGCUUUUCCAACUCUUGGCAGAGUAAGCCAUACUUAAGGUCGAGUACUCUGACAAAUUUAUGCAUGGCUUUGUAAAAUGUCUCAUUGUUUUGCUUCCCUCUUUAUUGUUAAGCUUUUGUACAGUAUUGUCAUGUGAAGACAAUGCAAUACAAUGCAUGCAUUUGUCGGAGUAUUGGACAACCCUCGGGUAACCUGCAACCCACAACAUCAUGUAGCUAGGUACAGCACUGUGCUCCUCUGUCAGCCCCACCCCCACCCCCACCCUCUUUACUGUACCAAUUUGGCUGCAAGUAAUUUUUUAAAAUGCCUUUCCAAGUACUGAUUGGUUCUUUUGUUAUGAGUCUGUGACUGAGACUCCACUGAGACUUUAUGUACCGACCAGUUUGAAAUGCCAUUUUAGAUUAUUUUCAAAUAAUAUUGAUGGACAGCCAUUUUCACGCCCACAGUUGUCCCUUUUGUAAACGGUGGCUGCCAUUUAAGGUUAGUUGGAAAAUUUUUGACCUGUUAUUGAGAGUGUUGCUUUUAAAAAAAGAAAAUUGCAACCCAGGGUCGAACCUAGGCAGGCUAGGGACAGUCUCAAAAUUCCAAAAAAUUUAAGUAAAUAAACUAGCAAUCUGUCUUUCUUAACCGAUGCAUCAAUAACAGGUAACCUAGCCUUUUCCAUAACUUUUAAUGUAAAUAGGCCACUUGCACUAAGAGGUCACGUGACCAAUGCUUCCUUUAAACAAUGAGUUGGAAUCUUGCUGAUGCCAAAAAUUGACAGAGCACAUAAAAAUUAUCUUACACCCGAAAUUUGAGAGGAAACACAUUUAGGGGAGAUAUUUUAUGGCACUUUGAUUUUUCAACAAAGUAGUAUGAUUUGUAUUGGCGGCCAUGUUGGAGGGCAUACUCUUGCCCUCCAUGACCUCCAGCAUGGUGGCCAAAACUACUUUUUGCUUAUAUCUUGUUAAACGUUUGAUAGUUACGCUCAGAUUUGCUGUAAACGUUACCACAUCAUCUUUUCAACAUUUCCCUUGAAGUUUAAGCGCAAAAUUUGUGUUCAGAAAGAGGUAAUUCAUAAUUUCAAAAAUCACAUUUUGGUCACGUGACCAGCUACGAACUCACUCUUUUUAAGAAAAUGGUGCGGGUUUGAAAAACCAAAUCACUGUUAUUUUGUUUAAGAUAUGAUCCACUAAUCGUUUUUCGAAGGCAAAAUCAUAUAAGUUUCAUUUUCAUAAAAACGAUGUCACAUGACCUCUUAGUGCAAAUGGCCUAUUCAACUUGGGCUUCAACGUCGUUCUUUUUAAGACUAUUGACCAAAGGCUUGGUUUCCAAUGGUGGUAUCGACCGUUAAAAAUGGCAACGACCGUUUACGAAAGGGAACUUCUUUCGAGUCCGACCCUCGAUUUCGAUCGUGAAAGGUGGUGAGAUUUUUAAAACGUUAUCUUAAUGGUUGUUCUUGUCUUUCGUUUAGGAUCAAUGGCUUGUGAAAGUGAUGGUCUGGUGGAUGCCGAAGUUUCUCAGAGACUAAACCACACUUCAGGAGGUACUUGAGUUAAUAAAAAAACAAAAACAAAGAAGAGGGGAAUCCAGGGCGGUUUACCUCCAACGAGCGUUAUCGCAGGCAUGGCAUUGCUUUGGUUCUCAAGUGUAGUUCUUUUCCUUUUCCUCUACUGCACUCGCUUUCACAUUCAAACUCCUAGUUCUACCUGCUUAGCUCAAUAACCUCUGUUUUGAAAUAUUCAUGGCAUUUAAUGUAUUCAUAUGUAAGAACAUUUAAAUUUUAUAAUUUGUAUAGGAACAUUUAAAUAUUUAAAAUAAAUCGUUAAGCCCUCAACGGUCGAAUUAAGAACAUUGGUCUCCUAAGACAGCCCGCUGUAGAAAGCAGUUAAUUAGCUUACAAGGGAAGCUCAGAAAGGCAUUUAGUGCUAGACUCUGUUUCAACUGUCUUGGCUCAACUGGUCACUUUGUACAUGAAUGUGUGCAUGGAGGGAUAUGGAAGGCUCAUCAUCGUUUAUUGCACAGGCCUGCCAACUCAUCAACUCGAGCCGCGAAUUCGGUAAAGUACAAGAAAGAGAAGUUCCAUCACCAAUAAAUCCUUUUUUCACUGCCAAGAUAGAAAGGAUUCGUUAAAAGCUUGUACUUAGGAAAAGUGGACUUGUUCACUCCCCUGGUCUGGCCAAGCCCACGUGCUUUUCACGUUUAAGUGAGUUUGAUUUGGUCACUGAUGAGGAGACGUCUUGAAACUGAUCAGAGGUUCCACUAUCCAGGCUUGUAUACUUGAUCCUCUACCAGCAACCAUAAUGCGAAGUUGCUAUUCGGGUCUUGUCCCGGUAUUUGAAACGGUAAUCAACCUGUCGCUGUCGACUGGAUCGAUGCCAAAGGAUCUUAAGAUUGGUUCGCUGCGGCCGCUACUGAAGAAACCGAAUGCUGACUUUGAGCAAUUUUCCAACUUCAAAGAAGAAGAUCGUUAUGUCCUCCGUUACAUGCGGCGCGACAUGGACUCUGGUGCUCUACUGCGAAUCAUGCGAAUGGUGACCCUACUUUUUGGAGCAAAACCAUGUCCCUAUCUGGUAAUAGCGACAGCAAAACACCACGCGAAGAUCAAGAAGAAUAAAAAGAAAUUCCGUCAAGCUGCACAGUUAGUCAAAGACGACUUUUACGUUGAAGGUUUGGUCAGGAGACAAACCAGAUGACAUAUCAUUUGCCCUCGCGCACCCUAUGUUGGCUGAUUGCUUUUGGAAACAAUGAUCACAAGAGUGUGUGACUAAACUGACGGCUUACCAGAAAUGGGCACAAACUACUUUCUGCUUUACAAGUUAGGGACGUAGUCCUUGUUUGCGAUGACCGCCUUCCAAGACUCUAAGACUGCGCUGGAAACUUGGACGGAUACAAGAAAUAUUCAAGAGAUAAUAGAUAGACUGGUCCGUUCCGCUCUUGCAAAAACGUCACAAGGAGUUGUUCGUCGACCCCCCGUCGACCAAUCACCGUACUCCACAUGUUAGAGGCUGCUGCCACUUCAAAAAUGGAAAAACCCUACAGACAGAAACAUUCAUUUGUUACUGGGCUGCCCCUUUCAGGGCUGCCCACUUAUAAAUUCGGUUUUUGGUCGUCUGUGCAGAAAAACGGUCCCCCGGGGGAGGGAAGACACGAGGGUCUGGUACCAAGAAACGAUGCUCUCACAAAUGGUUUCAUAUGAUUUUCCCUUGCACGGACUCUUGCACGAAUACUUUUUGUACCUCGCCCCCCCCCCCCCCCCCCUCCCCUUAAAAACCCAGAAGGCGUUGCGAACCUGCAGAAGGCUAUUUGCGUUGUUCGAAGUGAUUCGAUUAUAGGAGUCACUCUUUCAGUUUUGUCAUUGUUCGAGUUUAAGUCAGUUGAUGAUGUUGGCGCUGGGAAACUCAGAGAAAUGCUCACGUUUCAUACAAACCCACACGCCGUUCACGACAGGUUCACGCUAAAAGAUGGCUGUGAGCGUCAGGUUUGGAACGCCGCGGCCGUUUCGUAAACUCAAAGAGAGAAUUAUCGAUCGAUGUAGAACAUGAGCAAUUAAUAAGCACAAUUUAUGAGCAAAGUAUUUCACCAGUUGACGACACUUUGGCUGAAGACUUGAUUGUAACCUGUCGUACUCAGUGACGUGAACAACUCAGUUGCUGAUGAAAGUCAGAUGUAUCCUGAUGUUAUGAAAUGGACGUCCAUGAGGGAGGGACGUGACAAUUUUGCCGUGUUAGAAGACUGGCUUUUCCUUUAAAUAUUUCCUUCUAUUUAAGGCAACACACGCCACUUUGGAGGUCUAAAUUUCGGAUACUGAGGAUAAAGAAGACACGGACAAAAAUAGGAACUUUGAGAAUUUUGCACACAAUUUCAAAGCCUCACCGGCCGGGAGAUUCCAUCCGGGAGCUUCACGAAGACCAACUUGAAGAAAAUAGCAGCUAUUACUGACAAGGUUUGGUGACUGAGUAGAGCAUACAAGUGUAGCCCAGGUCGAGGUUUCAGGGGUUUGCUUUUGUCUGUAUCUGUAUCUUGCUGAGCUUUUAUCAUUAAAUUUGUACAUGAUCUUGUUCACACAAUUUCGUGUUUUUGCCCAUUCAGCAAGCACGAUAUAUGAAUGUCAGCAUUAGAGAGUUUCAAAAAACAUGCCUUUGUAAAUUUGCAGCUAAACUUCUGGUUUUCUUACAAUACAAUAUUUCUGUCUAGUGUAAAUCAGGUCAGUGGCGAGAAGCUGACCCUGUCGCAUUUUAUACUCGAAGAACAACAAUGAGUUUGGAAUUUCCGGUUAUGUCAAAUUAGUCACGUUAUACUGUCACACUAUAUUUUGGGGGACAGAGGGAUUGGGAGAGGGGUGCGUGGAAAUAAUGCAAAUCGUUUCCUUCUUAAAAUUAAUGGCUAACUUGUUUCUUUUUAUUCAUAAUGGUCGAAUUUAAACUUUACAGCCCCCACUUAAAAUGGUACUCAUUUUUUUAUGUUACGAAAGUCUUUCAAAAGGGUACAAUGUUCUGAAUGUUUCAGUCUCACAUGAGAUUCUCUUUCACCCAAUGGUCGGCGACAAGGUUUUAUGGUAGCCUGAGUGUGUAUAGCCGCCCCCUCCCCUCAGAAGAAAUAGCCCCUUGGCGAUUCUUCUUUAUUUUGAUUUAUGUCGAUACUUUGCGUUAAACUCCCGCGUUUGGGCGGGAAUGUUCUGAAAUAUUCAUGGAAUUUAUUGUGCUUAUAUGUAAUGUAUUCUCAUUAUGUAACUUGUAUAAGGACAUUUAAUUAUUCAAACUAAAUUAUUCAGUCCUCAUCGGUCGAACUAAGAUCAACCUCAUUUAUAAAGGCUGUUAUCGCGUACAAAAGUCUCUGGAAUUGUGAACAUAGCGAUUGCAGAUAACAAUUCUUUCACUCUCUUUCAAGACAUUAAAGCGUUCUAUUUUGCACAAAUUUUUAAAGCAUUCUCUCCUAUUUUCACAUUGUGUUUUCGCUUUAUCACACUUUAAUUUAUUGUAGAAUAUUUUCAUUUUUAAAUCAUUUCGCCCUGUUGAAGAGUGCAGAUCAGGCGGUCGAAAGUUCGUGUUUAAACAAAAAGCCAGAGAGCUUUUUUUUGAUAUUUUAAUAUUAUUUGUUCUGGCUGCCGCCCCUCUUUUUUAACCUUGUGAACGUUUUAUGAUUUCCCUUGUAGUUGUGACUAACUCACUAGGAGUUUUCCUCGUUACAUUAAAGCAGCUUGCUAACCACCAUUUGGUUAUAUCCUGUAGGUGAUCAUGUCUCUGAUGAAGACACUCUUCCAUUCGUGGUCAAGUAUUACACAUCCGAAGAGACAAAAUGUACCUUUCAGUUGAGUAACGAAGACGACGAUGAGAUCUAUUCCCUCUUUCUUGACGUAGUAUCGGAAAUCGUCGACGCCCUUACCGAACGGGACACCAAGACGUUUUGUAAAUUUCUCAAUCCUUUACCGGAUUUGAAAAAAGAGCUGCAAGAUUUCAACAAGAAGCGCAGGGGAUGGCGGUGCAAAACUGAUGACGAUCGUUUGCUGCAAAGGGUACUUGAUAAAAUUAACAGCUCGGCCAAAGAACUUAUUUGUCCUUACCAAGCACAUGGAAAAAUUACUUGUUUAGACGUAACAGUCCAAGACGAUUUUGACCCCACAGGAGAACUUCAAAAAGUAAUAGAGACUAACGCUGCUGAGGUUUCUGAUACCGAGUCUGAAGCCGGAGAGGAUACAAGUAUCGGAGAAGAGAAAGAUGACUGUGUGGUAGAUGAAAACCCUCCAAACCAAGGAAAAGAAAUUGAUGAUGCGACUCGUUCAAAUCCUGAAAACCCAUGUUAUUUUCCGACACAGAUUGAAAUGGCAGCAAUCCUUAAGCAGCGCAUAGAAGCCAUAAUGGAUUAUUAUCACGAUAUCGCGAACCUCAGUGACCAUUUUGAUGAUAUUGACUUCACAGUGUACACAGCUCGCUACCGGAUGCUUAGCGAUCAGACCGAGCAAAGGCUCUGUCACCCAGACGCUGGUGUCCUAUCGAAAGAGGAAGUGAUGUUACACAAAGAGCGCAAAGGGAAGAAGAGGAUGUUUAUGUAUGGUCACGGAGAGGAUGCUGACAAACACUUUGAACAUCUCAAGAAAGAGGUCAAAGAUAAGGAGAAAACCCUCUUCAUCAUUAUUGCAGACGAAUGCCACUGGGGAAUCACUAAAGACAAGGACCAAAAGCAAUCUGCACAUAAUCUGUUCAUCAAUGAUUGGUGCGAGGAAUCACCCAGAAAUGUCGUUGUAGUUCAAAUCUCCGCAACACCAUUCAACCUACUAACUCAAGACUCUCGCCUUCCUGAAGUCCGCUGUCUUGUUCUCCAUGACAAAGUCACUACGACUCGAAAAACGUACGAGGCAGGGGACCUCUUAGUCGAAGAAACCGAGCCUGAGAUUGAAGAACGUGUAAAAGAAACGGCUAGGGAAGUAGAGCUUCACGUCGUCGACUGGUCGGAAGUCGAGGUAAAGAACUUUGAAAGGGGAAUGCGGAUGAAACUGAAGUCGACAUUAUCAGAGAAAGGCGUACGCUCUUUAUGCCGUCAAGUCUCGCCAGAUGCAAAGCUGGAUGAAUCGCCUGAAGAGGGUGAUUAUCUUUCUGCAUACCUUCAAGUGUUGCCAGACGGUAACCUGCAUAUAACGCCAGGAGAUGAGGCCGAUGCCACGGUUUUUGAGGUACAAGGCAGCCACGGUAUCGUUACAAUUAAAGCCGUGGUAAGCGAAGAGCAAGUGUUAACCUUGACUAAAGACGAGAGCGGUUCUUUGAAGGCCAUAGAUAACCCGUCGAUGCCAACACAGUUUAGAGUGAAGCUAGAAUAUGGCGUUGGAGUCGUUGCGUUUGUCUGCUCUGAUGGAUCAGAUCUGUAUUUGACGGUUAAUGAACUUGACCAGGUUCAACUGCAACCAGCUAAAGUGGAAAGUAAAGGUGGAGUUGUCAUCACGAAACCCAUAAAUGACUUGGGUGAAGUGUCUUUCGAGUUCUAUAUGGUACAUUGUGGGCCAAAAGAAGUGGACAUGGUUGGACGGCAGUAUGUGAGCUUGAACUACUACCUUAGUACAAUGAACAGCAAAGAUCAAAAGAUACGCCAAGACGAGUACUUCCAAAAAAUUGUAAAGAAUGCGAAAAAACAAGGGUUGUCGAAAAUCGACUUCACGGUUGACGCCAUGCUUUGCGCGGAGUACUCGUACUACGUUCUUCACAUGAGCACAUACGACAGCGAUGACAAAGUGCGACAGGCACUCACCGCCGGUAUGGACAAAUCUCCUUCUGCUCAGUUCUGUGAGACAUUGAAGUCCUUUGUCAGAAUUCUUACGAAAAACACAAGUUGCAUUCAUCACGAAGUAUUUGAGUGGGUUCAAAUAAAACUUCGCGAGAAGGUCAAGGACGAUUUCAAGACGGACUGUGAGGCGCUACAAAAAUUCAAAUCAUUGAAUGAUGAUGGCCCAGAAUCCAAGAAAUGCAAAGAGGAGCUGGUCGAUUCUUUUGUCGCCUGUUUGAUGCAUCUCUCGCCUCAGGAACUAGGAGAAUUACGAGAGAAGUACGCUGAUGUUAAACUUAUCGAAGAAGAGCUAAAAGAGAACAACUUCGAGAAACUGGUGAAAAUUUGGAAUACCAUUGUUCAGGAAUCUGAAACAGAUUGCCUAGUACAAAGUCUGAUUCAUAGUGGCGAACAGGGCUCAGGCAAAAUGAAAAUUGUACGAGCUAAAAGCAGGAAAACCGCCGAUCAAUUUUUUUUCACUCUUUCUCAAGCUAGAAGACUAGCAUCUAAAGAAGAGUGCUUUGAAAUCAUCAGAGAUUAUGGAAAAUUUAACUUAAAGAGACUCAUGACAUCAUCAAACACUUUUUUCCAGAAGCUUCAGCCAAGGAAAUGCCAGUUUCAAUUUGAGUGCCACUGUAGCGAUCUUAAACUGCAUCCAGGGCGCCCGAAGUGUGGUAAUUGCCAACACGUGCACAAGCCAAUCACCCAGUAUGAAGACUUACAGAAUCUUGCGUGUGUCCUCAUCCUUGUCGAUAAAGGGCGCAUGGGUGACACUUUUCCCGAAAGCUUUGAUUGCCUGGACCUCCGCCUAAGCUACGAUGAAGGUUCGCCGAUAGUUCUUUCCACUGUCAUCCAAGAACUGGGAAGAAUGUGUCGUUACGCAAAGCUAUCUACUGAUGGAUCCUUUGUUCAAAACGUUCCUUAUGCGUUGGUUGGAGCGCAGUUGUUUAAAAGGCUUAAAAUGUCCUUGGACUUGUCCCCUGCAGUAAGAGCCAUUUCUUGUACUACAGUCGAUAGGUACAUGAAAAACAGCAAGAGCAAACGUAAGCAUUCCACUUCGCUUCGUUGGUCGAAAUUCCAAGCCGACAAGGAAAGCUAUGAUUACCAAAACAAGGACAAAAAAAACAACAAGCACUGUAACAGAAUCCUUCUCCAGGCUGAACCCCAAAUCGGAAAAACUGGAACCUACCUGUGCCUCAUAAAACAACUACGACAGGACAUUCUUAAAGAAAGCGAUGAGGGGAAUUUUUAUCUGGUCAAGGAAAGCUCUGCUUCUGAAGGCCACCAUGUGAUGAAUGGAAACAACGAAGCAGAAGACUGGAAUUUUCCCUAUUGGAAGACAAUCCAGGAAUCUCCAAGCCUUCUCCAGAAGUCUGUGGGACCUGGGAAAUACUCUAUUGGUGGGCGUUUCUACACUCAUGACACGACCAAUUUCCCUUUUAUUCUCACGAAAAGUGAAGGAUUAUCACAGCUAACUAAGACGGUUUAUCAUCGCCAGGUUGACAAUAUUCCAACUGGUGCGGUGCGCGCUUGGCAUUGGUACCAUUUUUUGAACUGCGCCGAAUGUGGGAGAUUCCUCGAAGGCAAAGAACCAGAAUUACAAUCUAUUAAGGUAAACAUCGAUGGGAAGCCUGUGACUGUGAAGUGUUCGGUACCAGCAAGCCGCCGUCCCUACAAGUACCUGUUGGAAAAGCUUCCAAAUUUCACGUCGCAAGGAGAGGUUUGGACCGAGGACAGCCUGGCUUCAGCAAUAAGAAGCGUCCGUUCUUCUUUGUUUUGGAUCUUUCAUCCCUCCCAUAGAGAUGAUCCUUGUAAGUGCCUCUUGAAUUACCACCACGCGCUGCAACAUGAAAGCAUGGAGAUAACCUAUUUUCAAGUUGCUGUUGUUCGAAGCGAAAAGUUUCAAGAUGACGUUUCCACCUGGGGAAAGAUGCUCGUCAUUUUCCAGUUACCAGAUCAACUACCUAUGGAAGGUGAAGAUGAAGAUGUCGGACCAAGUGAAGGAGGGAUUGGAUACGCGAGGCGUUUCAUCCAGGAAAUGGCAUUUGCCCUGAAGCUGGAGUACGUUUUUAUGCUCGAUGACAAUGUAGCCGUAAUGUCAGAAGCACUUGUCAGCUCUAGGGGACCGGCGACUUGUAACGAUACAGUUAUUAGAAAUGACGACGGUGUCAUUCGGAUGGAACCCUGCUCUUUCUGGAGGCCAUUAAAUUAUCUCCAGAAGAUAGUGCGUGGAAAGGAUGAACCACCUGAUGUCAAAAAGCAGUAUGAGGCACAUCCUUUAACCGAAGAGUUUGAUCGUGAUUUCCCGCUGUACAGAUACACAGGACCGGCCAAGCUGUUCGGAGACAAGCUUCAUGAGAGUUAUGGCGUUUUGGGUUUUCUCAGAAGUGUUCCAAACGCAGUGAGGCCAUUCGCUAAGACCCAAGUGUACGCUGCAAUUUUGCUGAACGUCAAAAGCACGGUUGAGAAGAGAGUGUUGUACCAGCCGUGGCCUUGCUGGGAAGACCUACGUUUUAACGAUGACUGUGACAAAGAAGGUUUGUGGGUGGUAAAAUGCAACCGUUUCCGCUUUCACAAAGUGCAGUACAGGGACUGGAUUAACAGCCUUGUCCUUCCAGGUAUAUUCCAAUGGACAGCAGAUACUAAAGCAGAGAAGCAACUUCCUGAAAGCAUGCUGCCAAUCGAUUUCGAAGAGGGCAUUAUCCUUGAGCACCUUCGUGGCCUAGUAAACGUGGAGGGUAAUGAAAAUUGUUUCAAGGGGGAGAUUGGAUAUAGUGACUCACAGGAUAGCGGCUUUGAUAUAUCUCCAAUGCACUUGCUAAAACAGCUGAGAAUAAACCAGGACGUGAAUUAUGCCCGUGCCAAGCCGCUUUCAAUCCUUUUUCUUGCUUACUCUGUUCUCAAUCCAGCAAUAGCAGACAUAUCAAGGCUGGAGAAGUUGUAUUGUCUUGCCGAAAAGAAGAUAGUUUUCAUCGUCAGUGCCCAAGAAGCAGAAGAUGAAUGGAAGAACAACAUAAGACUUGACUGCCUAGAUAGGACAAUCUUAAAAACGUGCCUUAUGAGAAACAGAAAGGCUAACUUUGCCCUAUUUUCAGCAGCGGACCCUAGUCGACACCGUUUGCGGUGGAUGGUGAUUGAGGCAUCGUUCAAGGGUGAAUACAAGAGCAUAUCAGAUGCUAAUACAACUCAAGGAAUCAUGGAUGGAGGAGUUAAUGAGCUUGCGUCCUCAGACGAAUCAAAAUCGAGUGUUACUGAAAAGAGAGGUAGCAAGAGAUCAGUGGAAGUGAUCGUCGAUGGAGCAAAUGAAAACACAUGGCAAACAAGCCCGUCGGGAAAGGAAGACGUGGAAGAGAUGGUUGUUGAUCCAAACGCAAGUUAUAAUCAGCUGGAGUCUGAGCAACACACAGGAAUUUUGUUUCCGCCUAGCACACCAAGUAACAGUAAAAGGGUUACUCCCAGUAGUACACCUGUAUCCAGUAAAAAGAGGAAGAUCGAAGACUACUAUCCAAACUGUACCUCUAAAAAUACCGAGAGCCCUGAAAUGAAAGUCAAAACUGUCACAACGUCUCUGACUCACAGCGCCAAGGCAGAGGAAAAGGAGUCUUGUUCAGCAGUGCGUCUAGGUCAGUCGCCAACCAAUGAAGAUUCCAGAGGGGUGGAAGCAGUGAUUGAGCCAUCUAAGCCACAAGAAAAAGUUUUAUCAGCUACACGUACUCCUUCUCAUUCUGUUAAAAGGAAGACGCCCAAAGGAGCGCGUCAACAGGAUGUGGAACUUGACGUCCCUUCUACAAGCAAACGAACCAAAAGUCAGGUUACAGGGCUCACUCCAGAAGACCCGGCAUACAUUCGAGGUACAAGCGAAGUUACACGAUCGAUAGUUGAGCUUUGGAGGGAAAAGAUGAGGCAGAAAAAAGAUUUGGAUCCAGAAACGAUUAAAGAUAAACUGAAGAACUUCGAAAAUGAAGAUUUAGAAGAACUUGAUAAAGAAGGCUUCUCAGCUUUAACUAAAGCUUGCUCACUUCCUUCCAUGAGUUUACGUAUUGUAAGCUAUCUUCUUAACACAAAAAUGGUGGACAUCAAUUCUCAGCUACCUGAAUGGUUUACAACGGGCGACAGGGAGGACGCAAAGUUAAUCCCUCAAAUGUCGGCCCUGUCCGUGGCUUUACUAAGAGGGAAUGUCAGAUGUGUUUCCACCUUCCUGAGGAGGAAAGGCGUGAUUAAAUUCGAUAGUAGAGAUCAGAAAGGUAACACAGCUUUACAUUAUUGUCUGUCGACUCAAGACGCAUUCAAAGACCUCUGGCCAAAUUAUGAGAAGAUGAACUGGCGUGAUAUGAAAAAUGACGACGGAAAGAACCCCUGCGAUGAUGCUAAAGAGAAGUAUGAGAACUCCAGUCCUAAGAUAGAAACAAAGAAAAAGAAAGUCACCACAAACAAAACUCGAGAGGCUCUUGAAUUCGCCAUCAGCAGAAUGGACCCAGAAUGGUUGAAAAAUAAG